GUUAAUUUGUUUUAAUUUAGAAAUUUUAAACUGGUAAAUUAACACUUAAGUCCCCAGGAUUCCACAUUAUGGAAUCCUAUAUUGUAUUUCAUUGUUAUAUAGAAAUGUAGUAUUUUUUAUCAUUUAGUUAAUAGAAAUAAAUAAUGUUUUUAAACUAUUAAUAUCAUAAAUUUGACGGGUUUGCUUUUGAUGAAAUCUAGUAUCGACUUGAUACUUCAAUCUUUAGGUGAACUAUCAAAGAGGAAGAUAAAGAGAUAUGCAAACAUAUGGUCCACAAAAAUAUCUGAUUUGUAUCUAGUUAGGAGUAAAAUAACUAAGAACCAUGUUCCUUUUAUGUCAAAAUGCUUUUUAAUUAAUAACCUUUUAAAUAAUCAAGAUGUUAAAAACAUUUUGAGGUAUUCUGCCCCUUUGAUAAUUGAUAAAAAUGGGUUUUCUGUGGAGGAGUAUUCUCUAAUGUCGUAUGUGUACUCUUGUAUUGAUGAAGAUGCCGCUUCUGAAACUAUUCUUUUAAAUAACUAUUCAAAGGACUCUAUUAAAUCAUCAUCUUAUGAUGAGUUUUUGCCAUUUCUGAGCACAUUUUCACUACUACUAAGCAGAAGAAUCUUUGGUAAGGUUAAUCCGGACUCUAGGGGAGUCCAAGAUAUCUCAAACGAUCUCAUGGAGUACCUCUGGGAUAGGAUUAACCAGAUUAACGCUAAUUGUAUUUCUGAAAUUGUAGAGUAUAUGAAGUUCUCAGAAAUCAUUCUUGAGUCUAUUUUUAUUUCAAAUUUACUAGAUAAACUUGACAAAGAUGUAUUAAAUAACAAUAUCAUUGAUUAUGGCUCCAUAUUCUCCUUUGUUAAAAUUUCCCAACUUUUAUCACCUGAGAGGAAGAACUACGUCAUUGAUAAGAUUUACAGCUCAGAUUACAACACGAUUCUCGACGCACUUAGGAAAACAUAUUAUUUUAAGUUACCUAACUUGGAAUUUACUGAACACCUGUUCAACAGACUGUGCAACACUCCAGCCAAGUCGACGAUGUGUAGAAAGGAGGCUUUGGGGUAUCUAGAUAAUACGAUUUUGGACCUGGAAGGGAAAAUUAGGUCUAAAUCUGGGGAUACUGAGAACUUUUCAAGACUUCAUUCACACCUUAAAGCAAUCAAAAGCUCAUACGUACUGGAAAAUCCACAUAGAUCAAGAGUCAGAUGGAACUACCCAUGUUUCAUAGCAUAGACUGCAAAUACCAUAGACUGAAGAUACCACGAAAUGUAAUAUACCGAUAAAUAUAAUGUACAAAAAACAUUUACAA
Molecule: messenger RNA, 1288 nt
Organism: Theileria parva strain Muguga
Lineage: Eukaryota; Apicomplexa; Aconoidasida; Piroplasmida; Theileriidae
Exons: 2
Coding region: 190-1212 (340 amino acids)
Source: RefSeq, a predicted model, not a curated record